Suillus paluster is the source of this 1737-nucleotide messenger RNA. Its product is annotated as FAD/NAD-P-binding domain-containing protein. Gene Ontology annotation, biological process: small GTPase-mediated signal transduction; protein geranylgeranylation; vesicle-mediated transport. The record is from RefSeq and is a predicted model, not a curated record. Gene Ontology annotation, molecular function: GDP-dissociation inhibitor activity. The coding region runs from base 48 to 1604 and encodes 518 amino acids. The transcript has 3 exons. Lineage: Eukaryota; Fungi; Basidiomycota; Agaricomycetes; Boletales; Suillaceae. Gene Ontology annotation, cellular component: Rab-protein geranylgeranyltransferase complex; cytosol; cytoplasm.
GGACUUAGAACGCUCUUGCAUCAAUUUCUGCCAUCGCUAAUACCGCAAUGGACAAUCACUUUGACGUUAUCGUGCUUGGUACUGGUCUGACUGAAUCUAUAACCGCUGCCGCUCUAUCCAAGGCUGGCUUCAAAGUUGCACAUAUCGACCCAAACCCAUAUUAUGGUGCAGACCAAGCAUCUCUUUCACUAGACGAACUCGCGCAAUGGGAGGAAAACCAUUCCGCCACCAAUCAUGGAGAAUUACCGCCUCAUGCGAGACAGUAUUCGGUCUCAUUGGCUCCUUCAGUCAUUCCAUCAAUCGGCCCUUUCAUUUCGUCCCUAAUCGCGUCCGGUGUCUCUCGAUACGGAUCUUUCAAGCUCCUCGGUCGCGUCGUCAUCUAUGACGGUGGCGUAUUGAAAGAUGUCCCACAGAGCAAGGACGACAUCUUUCAGAACAAGGCGAUGAGUCUCUUAGAGAAGAGGAGGGUGACGCGUUUCCUUAUGUUUGCCGCUGGAGAAUUCGAGAAUAGAGAGGAGCUGCAUGGCCAAGAAAAUUCGCCUUUGCUCGAUUUCUUGCAGAAGACAUUUCUUCUCAGUGGAGCAACCGCUCGUGCCAUCGCCUACGCCCUGGGAUAUUGUUAUUUUCCUUCGGAGACGACUCUUCCUGCUCUACAUCGUAUCCGCACUUACCUCAAGGCAUCCGGUCGCUAUGGGUCGUCAUCGUUUCUCAUAGGCUAUUACGGCGGCUCGGGCGAAAUCGCGCAGGGUUUCUGCCGCGCAUCUGCGGUGAGCGGAGGUGUCUAUAUUCUGGGACGACCCAUUACAAGUAUUGCGUCUGUCGAACCCGGCGAGCCAGAACACCCUGUUCUGACUUCUGAUCUACCUCAGUUCGUUGUCGAGUUGGACGAUUUCCCCGACCGUCUUCACUGCCGAUGCCUUAUAUCAUCGACUGCUCUUCUACCAGGACACCUUCGCACUCGAGCGGAUAUAAUCCGUCCAACUAUUCUGUCCUGCAGCUCUCUGCGUCCAUUUGCGAUGGCACGGUGUAUUGCUAUCAUUGACGGACCAAUUACUUUGUCAUCGGACACUGAGGGUUCGGGAAUGUCAGAAGCAUCGGAUUCUUCACUUCUUGUAUUUCCGCCGGAGUCGUUGGAGGGGGGAUCGGCUACUUCUGCUGUGCAUGUUGUCACAGCAGGCCCAGGUACAAUGUCGGCCCCUUCUGGGAAAGGCAUCCUGUAUAUCUCAAUGCCUCUUCCUAGCAACUCCGACCAUUCAGCUGAGACCCUAUUACGUCCUUAUCUAACAACUGUUCUCUCAUUGUUACAGUCUGAGAAGCAGCAGAAAACGUUGAUUCGUUCUACUUUUUAUAUGCAGGAACUUGUCUCAUGUACACCCGGCACCUCGGAUUCGUUUGUGGGGCUCCUGGCUGUGCCUUCUUUAAGCCCGCAUCCGACACAGGGUAUAGAUGAAGCUGCGAUAGUUGCCGAGGCUACCUUCAGGAAGGCAGAAACUUGUCUGAAUGGAGAGAGGAAAGAGCUUUGUAGCGAAGGAUGCGAACAAAUUGGAUUUUGGCCUUUGUUAGCCGAGAUAGAGGACAGUGAAGGUAAUGACCUGCAGUGGUAAAGCACAUUAACAGUGUUAUGUAUAUAUUUUCCCACAUACUUGUAAGCUCGAUGCAUACUAUCACCUGAUCCGGAAUGCACAAUCGAUGGGUAAUGCACAAUGCACUCCAGAGCUCACCACUCUACAUAUAUUU